Messenger RNA from Marmota monax (woodchuck), 4605 nucleotides. It is a transcript of the gene Fbrsl1, whose product is annotated as fibrosin like 1. The transcript has 16 exons. The record is from RefSeq and is a predicted model, not a curated record. Lineage: Eukaryota; Metazoa; Chordata; Mammalia; Rodentia; Sciuridae. The coding region runs from base 1545 to 4157 and encodes 870 amino acids.
GUAAUAACAGCCCCUGUGGCCACAUGGGGGUUCCUGCUGUGCCGGUGGUCUAGGAAGCCACAGGCUCGGGGAGCGUGGUAGCCUGGGAGGCCCUGGGGGCAGGCCCAGCCCCUGUGCUGGCUUGCUCCAUGUUCCCUGCCCAGCACACACCUGGCACCUCAUCUGUAUCUUGUCCUUGUCCUUCUGAGAGCAUCUGCAGGCUGUGGCCCUGGCCUGAGGCUGGUGGUGGCAGCUGUGGGGUUCAGAUGCUGGACCUAUUGCCUCCCCCUGCAGAGCCUUCCUUGCCCACCCUGUGGACCCUUCUCCUUCAGGGAGGCACUUCUGGAGUCUCAGGACCCUGGGGUGGUCACUCAUGUCCAGGACUCCAGUGGCACGGUCCUCCAGGUCCUUCCUCAGGUUUUGCUGGCAGGGUGGACUUGUGAACAUGCACACUUAGUUCACACCCCGAUCAUACACACACACGAGCCACAUGUAACCUGUGUGUACACGUGCUCAUAGAUGGACAUAUAAGUGCACAUACCUUCAUGCCCACGUAUGUACAGUGCACAUGUGUCGGCAUGACCGCAGCACAUCUGUCUGUAAGCACUGCACAGUGUUCCCUGAUUGUCCCCUACAUCCAGCAGUGCUCCCAAGAUCUUUGUAGGAAGCACACCACAUGGGCCCACCAUGGGACAGCACUUGUAUGCAGGUUCAGAGCAGGAAGGUACAGGGAGAACCCAGGGUAGGGCAGGGAUGAAAGCCAGGUCUCUGUGGGCUGGUGGCCAGUGAUGGGUGUCCACUCUGCAAAUGUACAGUAGCCAUGGGGGGUGCACCUGGGUUGUGUCUGGGUCUUUGUCCAGUCAGACCAGCUGGGGUCUUAUGAAUACAUCUGUUGCUCAGUUUUGAAGUCCAAGGUCAAGGCACCAAAAGAUCUGGCGUCUCACAUGCUGCUGCUGGUUCUGAUGGCACCUGCCCAUGUGCCCUUGGAUGCAGCAGCAAGAGGACAGUGAGCUCUAUGCAUAGAGGCUUGCGUGGGACCCCCUCUUCCAGCCCUGAGAUCUCAUCAGGGCCUGGGGUUUGUCUAGGCUUCUAGGGGCAUAUUCAGUCCAUGACUCAAUGAAGGUGAAAAAGAUCAAAGGCUAGGAAAAAGGACCUGCCCAAGCUUCUCUCAAACUCGUCUGGGAAACCCAUAUAGAGCCCUCCAAAGCCACGUUCUCCCUUCCCCUGCCCCCAUGAGGCCACUGAGGGCCACACUCUCUAGGACUGACAGAGGGUCAGGUAGCCCAUGGGGUUCAGCCUGCUCAGUAGUCACGUGCCUGGACACUUAGCCGCCUCACUAUGAUCAUGACCCGAACUCCACCAGCGCCAACAUGGAGAAGGGCUGUGUCCCUCCCAACCAACAGGUGGCUCUCACACCCACCCAGCUCACUAAGCCAGGGUAGGAGGUGGUGAGGGCUUCACCUUCCUCUGCUCAGCAGAGCCAGGCACAGGUCUGCAGGCCCCGGGUACCUGCCCCUAGGCCUCUGCUUUGAGCAGAGGGGUCCCUGGGUGGCCAGUGUGAACACAUGCAGGACAGCCAUUUGCCCUCAGGCAUGGGGGUGCACAGAGGGCACCUACACCAGGCCACAGCACCCAGACAGGCCUCUGUGGGCUCCGAGAAGCUGUUUUCACCAGCAGCUGGGAAAGACCCCGCACACAGCGAGAAGUCGGAGAAUAAGGCUGGGGCAGUGCCCAAGGUGUCGGGCCUGGAGCGCAGCCGUGAGCUCAGCACUGAGACCUUCUUGCCGGCUGCCGCGCCCUCUGGGCUUGCGUGCAGCACCCGUGCCAGCCCCCUGGUGAAGAAGGAAACCCCGGCGCCCCGCCACGCUCCACAGCCGCUGCCCGCACCCCCGCAGCAGCGGGACCCGCUCCCAACGCACGUGCCUCCAUCGCUGAGCACCUUCACGGGCCCAGGCCCCUGCCAGGCCGGGCCCAACAGGCUGCACCUGCACAGCCUCAGCAGGAGCAGCAGUACGGGCAGUGGCGCCCCUCUGGGCCUGGCAAAGCACGUGUCGCUGUCGCCGCACGGGCCCGGCCCCCACCUCUCUACCUCACACCUGGCGCUCCGGUCCCAGGCGCAGCACCAGCACCACGCGGCGGCCAUGUUCGCCACACCCCCGACACUGCCCCCGCCCCCGGCGCUGCCCGCCAGCAGCCUGGUCAUCCCAGGACACCCUGCCGAUGCCAGCCUGUUGAUCUCAUUCAACCAGCCAAUCAUGUAUUGCCAGCCUCAUUCGGGGAUUCUGAUUGAUCGCGAGCUGCUCAGGCAAGAGCUGAACACGCGGUUUCUGGUGCAGAGCGCUGAGCGGCCGGGCGCCUCCCUGGGCCCGGGGGCUCUGCUGCGGGCCGAGUUCCAUCAGCACCAGCACACACACCAACACACACACCAGCACACACACCAGCACCAACACACAUUCGCCCCCUUCCCGGGGCUGCCCCCGUCGCCUCUCGUGCCGCCCGCUGCACCCCUGCCGUUUGACAAGUUUUCACCCAAGCUGGACAGCCCCUACUUCCGACAUUCCAAUCUCUUUCCACCCUUCCCUCCUGCUGUCCCAGGACUGCCCACCCUGCUCACACACCCUGGCCCCUUUGGGUCCUUGCAGGGUGCUUUUCAGCCCAAGACUUCAAACCCGAUUGAGGUAACAGGCCGGGCCAGUGCUGUCCACACGCUCCUGCAGAAGGCCCCUGGGGUGUCUGACCCGUACCGGACAGCGGUCAGGAAGCCGGGGCGGUGGUGCGCUGUGCACGUGCAGAUCGCCUGGCAGAUCCAUGUCCACCAGCAGAAGGCAAAGCAGAUGCAGCUGGACCCCCACAAGCUGGAGGUGGGCACAAAGCUGGACCUGUCCAGCAGGCCCCCUGCCCCUGGUGUGUUCUCGGGGUUCCACUACCCACAGGACCUGGCCCGCCCUCUCUUCUCCAGCACAGCCCUUCACCCAGGUGCCGCCCACCCUGCCUCCAGCCUCUGCGGACCCUCAGCCCAUCACAGCUUCCUGCCUGCUGGUCACCUUGCAGGCCCUUUCAGCAGAUCCAGCACCUUCGGGGGCCUGGGGAGCCUGGGCAGCCAUGCCUUCGGAGGCCUGGGCAGCCACACACUGACUCCAGGGGGCAGCAUCUUUGCCCCCAAGGAGGGCUCCACGCUACACGGCCUGCCCAGCCCCCACGAGGCCUGGAGCCGGCUACACCGGACGCCCCCCUCCUUCCCCACACCGCCCCCAUGGCCCAAGCCCCAGGAGGCAGAGCACAGCGCAGCCCUGACCAGCCACGACCGAGAGCCAGACCAGGGCCGGGAGGAGCGGGAGCGGGAGCGAGACCUCCUGGAGAAGACACGCCUGCUGAGCCGCGCCUCCCCUGCAGCUCCCCUGGGCCAUCCCAUCAGCAGCCUCCUGCUGCGCGGCCAGGGGGAGCUGGGCAGAGCUGGGGCCCCGGCAGAGCGCGAGGCAGAGCCCCGGGUCAAGGAGAGCCACUCACCUGCCAAGGAGGAUGGCGCCACGCUGGUCGCGCGCCCGCCGUCGCCCUACAGCAAGGCGGCCCUGGGCGACAGCCUGCGCCUGGCCUGCCUGCUGGGUCGAGAGCCGGGCAGGCCACCGGAGCCGCCCGAGCGUCCGCAGAGCGACGUGAAGGUCAAGGAGGAGCGCAGGGAGGAUGAAGCGCCAGAGCCCGCAAGCGGCGGCCUGCUCCCCGCGCCCACGCAGCCGGGCCCGGGCCGCGAGCGCCUGGGCGCACCGGGCUUCUCAUGGGAGCCUCUGCGCGAGGCCUACCGCGGCCUGGAGCUGCCACGCCGCGCGGGCCCCGCGCCCCCGGAGCCGGCCGAGCGCCCCUAUCGCGACCGCGAGCCGCACGACUACAGCCCCGAGCGCCUUCGGGAUGCGCGCCGCGAGGACCUGGAGCGUGCACGGGCACCCGGCCCCGACGGCGCCGCGCUGCUGGGCGCGCUGCACUACGCGCGCCUCGGGCCCGCCGCCCUGCACGGCGCGCUGUUAGCGCGCACCCCUCCCGCCGCCGCGCUCGGCGCGCCGCCCCCGCUGGUGGCCGCGGCCGGGGUCCCCGCGCGCCCCAGGACUACGCCGCUGGCGCUGGGCCCGAGCGAGGCGCGCGACUACUCUCCGCCGCGCAACCCGCAGGAGGUGGAGGCGCGGUAGCCCUGGGGCUGCUCUCCAGCAGAUGCGCGCUGUCCCGAACGCUCCUGGCGCGAACCCCGCGCAAGCACAGCCCCUCCGCGUCCCCGCAGCGCGAGCCCUGGAGCGCAGGGGACGGUUUUCCAGUCGAGAUUAGGCCCCUGGGAAAAUCCACCUUUGUAUCUUUCCCCCCACAGGUGAGAAGCGUUUUUAAUGGUUUUGUAUUUUUCUUAAUUUUGUGCUCUCAGACAUUUAAAAGAACCAAAAAAAAAUUUUUUAGUUGGGAUUUGUGAUUUACUGGCCUCAGAUCCCUUUCCAGCCCCAGGGUUUCUUUGUCUUAUUUAUGGAGAGAACGCGGUCUUUUUGUCCAGCACACUGUGAGGCUCCCGCUCAGGCCGGCCCUGGCCACCCCAUCCCCUUGGUACUUGGAACCGAAGUUACAGAUAUAUAUUAAAAUAAGAAUUAAUAAUAA